CUACCUUUUCUCUUCUAUCAACCCCACAAGGCUUUGGCACAAUGAAGUGGGUGACUUUUAUUUCCCUUAUCUUUCUCUUCAGCUCUGCUUAUUCCAGGGGUGUGUUUCGUCGAGAUACACACAAGAGUGAGAUCGCGCAUCGGUUUAAUGAUUUGGGAGAAGAAAAUUUCAAAGGCCUGGUGCUGAUUGCCUUUUCUCAGUAUCUUCAGCAGAGCCCAUUUGAUGAGCAUGUAAAAUUAGUGAAUGAAGUAACCGAGCUUGCAAAAGCAUGCGUUGCUGAUGAGUCAGCUGCAAAUUGUGACAAGUCGCUUCACACUCUCUUUGGAGAUAAACUGUGUGCGGUUGCAUCCCUUCGUGAAACCUAUGGUGAAAUGGCCGACUGCUGUGCGAAACAAGAGCCUGAGAGAAAUGAAUGCUUCCUGAAACACAAAGAUGAUAAUCCAGACCUCCCUAAGUUGAAACCAGACCCUGAUACUUUGUGUUCCGAGUUUAAGGAAAACGAACAGAAGUUUUGGGGAAAAUACCUAUAUGAAAUUGGCAGAAGACACCCCUACUUUUAUGCCCCAGAACUCCUUUACUAUGCUCAUCAAUAUAAAGGAGUUUUUGCAGAAUGCUGCCAAGCUGCUGAUAAAGGUGCCUGCCUGAUACCAAAGAUUGAGUCUGUGAGAGAACAAGUACUGGCUUCAUCUGCCAGACAGAGACUCAAGUGUACCAGUAUCCAAAAAUUCGGAGAAAGAGCUCUAAAAGCAUGGUCAGUAGCUCGCCUGAGCCAGAAAUUUCCCAAGGCUGAUUUUGCAGAGGUUUCCAAGAUAGUGACAGAUCUUACGAAAGUCCACAAGGAAUGCUGCCAUGGUGACCUGCUUGAAUGUGCAGAUGACAGGGCGGAUCUUGCCAAGUAUAUAUGUGAAAAUCAAGCUACAAUCUCCGCUAAACUGAAGGAGUGCUGUGAUAAACCUCUGUUGGAAAAAUCCCACUGCAUUGCUGAGGUGCAAAAAGAUGAGUUGCCUGAAAACCUGUCCCCAGUAGCUGCUGAUUUUGCUGAAGAUAAGGAAGUUUGCAAAAACUAUAAUGAAGCAAAAGAUGUCUUCCUGGGCACGUUUUUGUAUGAAUAUGCGAGAAGGCAUCCUGAGUACUCUGUCUCAUUGCUGUUGAGAAUUGCCAAGGGAUAUGAAGCCACACUGGAGGAUUGCUGUGCCAAAGAUGAUCCUCCUGCAUGCUAUGCCACAGUGUUUGAGAAACUUCAGCCUCUUGUGGAUGAGCCUCAGAAUUUAAUUAAACAAAACUGUGAACUUUUUGAAAAACUUGGAGAGUAUCUAUUCCAAAAUGCGCUCAUAGUUCGUUACACCAAGAAAGUACCCCAAGUGUCAACUCCAACUCUCGUGGAGGUCUCAAGAAACCUAGGAAAAGUGGGCUCUAAGUGUUGUACGCAUCCUGAAUCAGAAAGAAUGUCCUGUGCUGAAGACUAUCUGUCCUUGGUCCUGAACCGUUUGUGCGUGUUGCACGAGAAGACACCAGUGAGCGAAAGAGUUACCAAAUGCUGCACAGAGUCCUUGGUGAACAGACGGCCAUGCUUUUCUGCUCUGACAGUCGAUGAAACAUAUGAACCCAAAGCUUUUGAUGAGAAAACAUUCACCUUCCAUGCAGAUUUAUGCACACUUCCCGAGAAUGAGAAACAAAUCAAGAAACAAAUUGCACUUGUUGAGCUGGUGAAACACAAACCCAAGGUAACAGAGGAACAACUGAAAACUGUUAUGGGGAAUUUUGCAGCUUUUGUAGACAAGUGCUGUGCAGCUGAUGUCAAAGAGACCUGCUUUGCUCUGGAGGGUCCAAAACUUGUUGCUUCAACUCGAGAAGCCAUAGCCUAAAAAGAACACAACCACAAGCAUCUCAGCCUACCCUGAGAGUAAGAGGAAAAAAAGAGAAAUGAAAACUCAGAGCUUAUUCAUCUGUUUUUCUUUUGUGUUGGUGUUAACCAACACCCUGUCUUAAGAACACAAAUUUCUUUAAAUAUUUUGCCUCUUUUCUCUGUGCUACAAUUAAUAAAAAAAAUGAAAAGAA
This is a messenger RNA of Balaenoptera acutorostrata (minke whale), 2058 nucleotides long. It is a transcript of the gene ALB, whose product is annotated as albumin. Gene Ontology annotation, cellular component: cytoplasm; blood microparticle. Gene Ontology annotation, biological process: transport. The transcript has 15 exons. Bases 42 to 1865 code for a protein of 607 amino acids. The record is from RefSeq and is a predicted model, not a curated record. NCBI's taxonomy places the organism in Eukaryota, Metazoa, Chordata, Mammalia, Artiodactyla, Balaenopteridae.